CAAUAGCAGACUGAGAAGUUGGUAGAAUGCUUCUAAUUCUUCAUCACUGGAAUUAGUGGUUGGUCCACAAACUUGAAUGUAUUUCUGACUGUGUAAAGGCAUUCAACUGUAUGAAUCAUAACUAAUUAUAAACACUGUGAAGAGUGUGUUAUUAACUGAACUUCCUUGUCAGCAUAUAAAUAUCUAUCAAGACAACAUUGUAUGUCAAGAUCUUCAAAUGUUCUUUUUGAAGAUAACUAUCAUGUCAUUCCUCUUGAACUUAUCAUUCCCAGCAUAGUCAGCCAUAGUUGUCCAAUUCAAAAUGGCCAAUACCAGGCCAUGUCAGCUCACAAAUACGUAAAAUAUUGAUCUUUUUGCAUUCACUUCUGAAGCCCCUUUUUAGAUGGAAAAGUUAGGAGCAAAGUAGCACAUUUAGUGUGUGAAACAUAAAUGUGUUGUUGAUGGCUCCCUGUGUAAGCUCCUCUUCCAGUGUAGAAGAAGGUGAAUAAAUUUAGGUCCUGUUCAGCAUUACGGGGGAUGGAGGAGAGGUCUAGCCCAAAUCGCUUCUGUUGUAGCUCCCUUCCCUUGUUUUCACAUCUGAGAAAGACUAAAAUUUGUCAAAACUGUUUCAUAAAAGGUAAGUAAAGGUAAUUCUGAGUUGUUCAGUUUGUGGACUUUGUGGUAAGUCUAAUGUCAUAAAUUCUUCUUCCUUCUCCAUCUCUGGUUUCCCUGGACUCUGAAUAUCUUCAGAAGAAGAAAGUGGAAAAUUGAUCAAUUCGGACCUCUACAAACCAUGCCCCAUUGUUUGGUGACUUUCAGGGAUGUGGCCAUAGACUUCUCUCAAGAGGAAUGGGAAUACCUUGACCCUGCUCAGAGGGAAUUAUACAGGGAUGUGAUGUUGGAGAACUAUAAAAACGUAUUGUCACUAGCUGGCUGUUCAGUCCCUACAUCAGAUAUGUGUUUGUUACUGAAGCAAGGCAAGACUCCGAAGACGGUGGUGAUAGCCUUGCCCAGAAGAGAAACCUCAGACUUGGAAUCCAGCUGUGAGACCCAGGGGUCACCUCCGGAGAAGAUGGGACCACUGCAGGGGGAGAUCAUGGGAAGACUUCUGUGCCGGAACCGUGACUGUGGUCAUCCUGCAGACAUGAUGGAGUACCGAGACCGACUUGAGAGUCAACUAGGAGCGCAGGGCACACUUUUCAGGCAUGUGAAAACCUAUGAAGAACAGGCCAUUCAAAGUCAUCACACAUCCUUUACCUUUGGUCAGACAAUUCGUAGGAAGGAAAAAAUGUACAAUUGUAAGGACUGUAGACAAACCUUCAGCUACCUCUCAUGCCUUAUUCAGCAUGAGAAAACUCAUAAUAGAGAAAAGCAUUCUGAAGUUAAGAAAUGUAGGAAACCCAUGAGCAAAAAGCCAGGCAGUAGUCAGCGUCAAAGUACUCAAGCUUGUGAGAAACCAUAUGAGUGUAUGGAAUGUGGAAAGGCCUUUGGACGUAGUUCUGAUCUGAUUCAGCAUCAGAAAAUUCAUACUAAUGAAAAACCCUAUCAAUGUAAAGUGUGUGGCAAAGCCUUUAUUCGUGGUUCACAGCUCACCGAACACCAGAGAGUUCAUACAGGAGAGAAGCCUUAUGAAUGCAAGCAAUGUGGAAAAGCUUUCAGUUACAGUUCACAGUAUACUCUCCAUCAGAGAAUUCAUAGUGGUGACAAACCAUAUGAGUGUAAGGAAUGUGGGAAGGCUUUUAUUCUUAGCUCACAACUUACUUACCAUCAGAGAAUUCACAGUGGUGAGAAACCAUAUGAGUGUAAGGAAUGUGGGAAAGCCUUUAUUCUUGGCUCACAUCUUACUUACCAUCAGAGAGUUCAUACUGGUGAAAAGCCUUAUAGAUGUAAAGAAUGUGGGAAAGCUUUUUUAUGUGCCUCCCAACUAAGUGAGCAUGUGAGAAUUCACACAGGUGAGAAACCCUAUGAAUGUAAAGAAUGUGGUAAGACUUUUAUUCGUGGCUCACAACUUACUUACCAUCUGAGAGUUCAUACAGGGGAGAAACCCUAUAAAUGUAAAGAGUGUGGAAAAGCCUUUAUUUGUAAUUCUAACCUCACUCAGCAUCAGAGAACCCAUACUAAAGAAAAACCCUACAAAUGUGAAGAAUGUGGAAAAGCCUUUAAUGGCUGCAAACAACUUAGUGAACACCUGAGAAUUCAUACAGGUGAGAAACCCUUUGAAUGUAAAGAAUGUGGAAAGGCCUUUAUCCGUACUGCCUCCCUUACUCAGCAUCAGAAAAUUCAUGGUGAGAAGCCGUAUAAAUGUAAGGUAUGUGGAAAGACCUUUAUUCGUUCAGCACAGCUUGCUUGUCACCAGAGGAUUCAUACAGGUGAAAAACCCUACAAGUGUGAGGAAUGUGACAAGGCCUUUAUUUAUAGCUCACAACUUAGUGAACAUCAGAGAACUCAUAGAGGUGAAAAGCCUUAUGGAUGUAAACAGUGUGGGAAGGCCUUUAUUCGUGGCUCACACCUUACUGAGCAUAUGAAAAUUCAUACUGGGGAGAAGCCUUAUGAAUGUAAGGAAUGUGGGAAGGCUUUUCCCCGUGCAUCAGAACUUAGUACUCAUCAAAGGAUCCAUACUGGUGAGAAACCCUUUGCAUGUUUAAAAUGUGGUAAAGACUUUAUACGUCGUUCACAACUCACUCAACAUCUUAGGGUUCAUAACUAAAGCCACUGAAUGUGAUUUGCUCUAAUGAAUGCAGGAUAUCCUAUAGCUUUGGCUCAGAAUUGACCUAUUUUAGAAAGCUUGGUGGCUCUUGGCUGCUAACCAAAACGUAAAGAGUUCAAACCCACCAGCUGCUUCUCAGAAGAAAGAUGUGAUGGUAUGCAGAUGUAUCCAUAAAGAUAUACAGCACUGAAAACUUCAUAGAUUUGUUUUCUGCCCUAUAAAACAUUCAUAAUACCUCUACCAAGUAAAAUAUUUGUAUAUUUAGUACACAGUAAUUCAAGCCAGCCAUUUCCAAAAUACAUUCAAGAAAUAAUCAUCUCCAACAUAUAAUUGGAGUUUUCCUGCCCCACUGUUUCUGAGGCUGUGUAUAACCAAAUUCCAUUAUUGGUAUAACCAAAUACACUUGGAACAAGCCAAAUAAAGUGGUGGUGGUGAGACUUUCUAUAAGAACAAAAAGAACUGUUUAAUCCAUUGCUUCCCAUACUUGAUUAUGAACCCUUUUCUUCUAGAGUACUUAGUACUAGCUUUGGGUUGUGAACACACUUUGAAAUAUCCUGAUUUAACUAAAAGGAAUGACUAGAAUUUUCAGACAUCCGGGUAUCUAAUUAAAUGUGUGUGUGUGUGUGUUUUACAGUAUAGAGAGAAAAUAAUUUGAAUUUUCAACAUCCUUAUUUCCACUCAUCUAAUUCAUUUUAAUAAAGUAAUGCUGCUUUUGUUUUAAGAUACUUUAAAAAGGAAAACGUUAAUAAAUAUUGAACACAUG
Molecule: messenger RNA, 3449 nt
Organism: Echinops telfairi (small Madagascar hedgehog)
Lineage: Eukaryota; Metazoa; Chordata; Mammalia; Afrosoricida; Tenrecidae
Product: zinc finger protein 571-like
Exons: 4
Coding region: 773-2686 (637 amino acids)
Biological process (GO): regulation of transcription by RNA polymerase II
Cellular component (GO): nucleus
Molecular function (GO): DNA-binding transcription factor activity, RNA polymerase II-specific; RNA polymerase II transcription regulatory region sequence-specific DNA binding
Source: RefSeq, a predicted model, not a curated record